GGAAGGUUUUGUGCAGCUUUAAUAUGAUGCGAGUAAGUGCUCAUAUUGACGUUGGGGAGUAUCAGCUUAGCUACUUAAGAGGAUAGCUACCUAGCAUUUCUUUCUGUUUUCAUCUAGGUACUUUCGUUCUUCACUUUUUGUCUUUCUUCUCUAAGCAAAAGCAAUUCACAUCGUCUCCUACCUCUACAUAUAAGUAUGUCGACUACCAUCACAAUCAGCAGCAAUAGUCCAAUUGUCAUUCGCCAUGAUGGACCACCUAAUGGCCAUACCAAUGCACUAACCAAUGGAUGUGUUAAUGGCGACAGUCAUAACAGAUUCAUUGAAUAUGACAAUAGUGUCACCACGAAUGGACACAAUGCGCACUUCACUGCCGAACCAGGACUUAAUGAUGCACCAGAUCGUGUCAAGUUCGCUUAUUGGGUCCCAAACGUUUCGGGUGGUUUAGUUAUAUCGAAAAUCCCCCAGAGGACAAGUUGGGACUACGAAUCGAAUGUGAGAUAUGCGCAGACUGCCGAAGAAGUUGGGUUCGAAUUUGCUCUCACUCAAAUCCGAUUCAUGGCAGGAUACGGAGCUGAUAACCAGCAUGAAUCCGUCUCCUUCUCACAAGCACUUCUCCAUAAUACCAAGAAACUGAAUGUCAUCGCGGCCUUAUUACCUGGACCUUGGAAUCCAGCUGUCGCCGCUAAGCAAAUUGCGAGCAUCGACCAUUAUACAAAUGGGAGGAUAUCUGUAAAUAUUGUGUCUGGUUGGUUUAAACAAGAGUUCACAAGCAUCGGACAAUGGUGGCUGGAGCAUGCUGAGCGAUACAGACGCAGUAGGGAAUUCAUCGAAUGUUUGAAAGGCAUUUGGACUUCCCCGAAAUUCUCAUACAAGGGCGAUUUUUACCAAUUCCAUGAUUAUCCAUUAUCACCAAAGCCACUCAAUUUACCAGGUCGACCACAUCCCUUGGUCUUUCAAGGCGGAAAUUCAAUCGAUGCUCGGGAAAAUGGAGCAUCGGUAUCCGAUUAUUAUUUCAUGAAUGGCAAUACCCUUGAAGGAUUCCAAGAGCAAAUCGCCGAUGUCAAAGAGCGAGCGCGGAAGCUCGGUCGUGAGGACAAGAUACACUUUGCUGUUAAUGGCUUUGCUAUCGUUAAAGAAACGGAAGAAGAGGCCAUACAACUACUCUCCGAAAUUCAAGGCAAGGCCGAUAGAGAAGCUGUGAAUGCCUUCUCGGAUGCAACCAAACAAGCUGGUUCGUCGACAGGGAAUAAGAAGGGCAUGUGGGCAGAUAGCAAAUUUGAGGAUUUGGUGCAAUACAACGAUGGGUUUAAAACAAAAUUGAUUGGAACAGCUGAACAAGUUGCCGAUAGAAUUUUGUUGUUGAAGAGCUUGGGAAUCGAUAUUGUUUUAAUUGCAUUUUUGCAUUACGAGGAUGAUAUUCAGAACUUUGGUGAAAAGGUUUUGCCAUUGGUUCGAAAGCUGGAGAGGGAAGGAAGAGGAAAAAAUGCAGAGGAUGAAAUUUUAAGGACUGGAGACGUUUACCGCGCGAAACGGUGAAGAUUAAAGUGCGAUAUAUACGCAGAACCUAGCCAGGACAGAGUUAUGAAAGCUCUAGAGAAUCUAAAGGAACCUCGACCUCGGGAAUGUAUGUAUAGGGAGUUUGGGGUGGUUAUACAGUAACCAAUUGGAUUUCCUCCAAGUUUUUGAUCGAAUCUGUGGUUUUUUUGUUUUUGUUUGUUGGAAUGUUUAUGACCAGAGCCGCGUAUUUUUGCGGAAACCUUUUUUCUCGUUGCACACCAUUUCCGAGGUGCAUUCGUUGUUGAAAACGUUCUGAAGGGAUGUUGUUGGUUCUUUUAAUUGUACAUAUCUAGUUUGAAUUAAUACCGUAUGUCAUAGUGAAAUUGGUCAAGUCGGUGGAGAAGUAGCAAUUUGGAAGUUCGAUUUGUUUUGGAUCAAGAUCAAGACGAUGCAGAAUUGCAAUCGAGGUAUCAAUAUAAGAAUGAAGAGCA
Messenger RNA from Botrytis cinerea B05.10, 1988 nucleotides. RefSeq lists its product as hypothetical. Gene Ontology annotation, biological process: alkanesulfonate catabolic process. Bases 196 to 1536 code for a protein of 446 amino acids. Lineage: Eukaryota; Fungi; Ascomycota; Leotiomycetes; Helotiales; Sclerotiniaceae. The transcript has 4 exons. The record is from RefSeq and is a predicted model, not a curated record. Gene Ontology annotation, molecular function: alkanesulfonate monooxygenase activity.